AUGUCCCACGCGUCGGGGCGUCAAUGGUCAGAGAGCGCCUCUUCAGAAAACGACGUAACCUCUGAGAAACCCCCCAACGCCGUGAUCGAUGGGUCUGUACACAGCUCUAAUGACGAUCUGGCUCGUAUGACUGAAAAGGCUGAGGCAAUUCGAACGGCAUGCGAUCUUCGCGACAUAGAUGCUUUAGUGUCGCACGCCACAUCGGAAGGUGGCUUCCUUCAAGAUGGGCUCAGAAGACUAGCCUGGCCCAUACUGCUUCAGUAUGAUAAGAAUAUACAAAAGCCGCUCUCGCCAGAAAGUGACCUACCACCCCACCGCGAUGAAGAACAGGUCCAGCUGGACGUGAACCGUUCAUUUGUGUACUAUCCUGAAUGCCCUGAUGAUGAAUUAUCAACCAAAAAGAAUCAGCUGUCAAGGGUGAUCAAACAAGUUCUGCGAAAUUAUCCUUUGCUGUGCUAUUUUCAAGGCUACCAUGAUAUUGUUCAAGUCCUGCUAUUAGUUCUGGGCGAGGAACAGUCUGCUCCAGCAGUCGCCCGCCUCUCUCUGCUCCGAAUCAGGGACUACAUGUUACCUUCACUUUCACCGGCAGUGAAGCACCUACAGCUUAUCCCAGCAAUUAUCCAAACCGCUGACAAGGCUCUGUACCAGCGGCUUUCAGGAAUCCGACCCUUUUUUGCCCUCUCAGCGACACUCACGUUAUACGCCCAUGAUAUCCAGGAAUAUAGUGAUAUAGCACGACUCUUCGACUUCCUGCUGGCUUGGGAGCCCGUUGUCUCAAUAUAUCUCUUUGUAGCCAUUGUUCUCUCGCGCCGGAAAGAGCUACUCGAGAUACCGGAGGACGAACCAGAAAUGCUGCACUUCACUCUUUCGAAACUGCCUCAACCUCUUGACCUGGAAGGUUUAAUUUCUCGCGCGGUGCAGCUCUACAGUGAUCACCCGCCAGAGAUGUUGCCAUUUGGAGCCUGGAGAAAGAUAUCUAGCUGCAGUGUCCUCAAGACCACACGAGAUGAGUUGAGAACGCAGUCUACAAGCCGAGCGGUUGAACUGUUCCAGAAACAAACCAAUCAACUUCGCAAUGAGGAGAGAAGGGAGCAGUUUGUCGGGUUUCUGUGGAGCCACAGGCGAACCAUAGGCUCCGUGGUAGUUGCUGUCUUCGUCGGCGCGAUCCGCGGGUCUGCGGGUCCUAAUCGCCUUGUCAAUGCUUAUGCUAUGUCCUCCACAGAGCAGCCCGGCAACGUUGCGCCCUCAGGUAAUGGUGUGAAUAAGCGCAAGCCAGGCUCGGCUGCCUGUAUCCACUGCCAUCGCCGUAAAGUACGAUGCGACGCUCGCCUUGUAGGGCUACCAUGCACCAAUUGUCGCUCCGCCGGGAAGACCGACUGUCAGAUCCAUGAGAAAAAGAAGAAGCUGGCGGUGCGCUCGAUACUCGACCCGGUUCCGAUCCGUUGUCGGCCUCUUUAUGCUGGUCAAGAUAAAAAAUUGAUAUCUCGUGCUUCUCCGCGAAUAGAGCCUCCGAAUGCCUUCACGACCGCACUCCGUGCUGUCCAGCCGGAUAUCGCAACACGAUCUGGAAAUGCAAGCCAUGUUCAGGAUUCUCAAAGCUCUCAACCCGCAUACGAAUCCAAGACUACCAACGAUCAUACGCCGGGCGAUAUUCAAUAUCAAAACGUUCUGCCGAAUGCGAAUUCCCCGCCAUAUAACCGCCCCGCGGCCUCAGAUCCGCCCGAGGGAGAGUCGCGUGCGGAUAUUGAAAAACGGUUGGUGCAUCUGAUUGAUGAGGAAGCUUCGGAUAGUCGGGCGAUUCAAAGAGGAGUGCGAGCAAUAUACGUUGGGCACGAGCUUUCAAACAUGUCAUUUUUGAUCCGCCAGCAACGGGACACGGGGGAUGAUGUAUAUCACUUUGCAGGAAAUGAGAUCCCUCGGCGACAGCUACGAACAGGCCAUGAUCAGCUUCUCAUGGAUGCUCUUACACUACCCGAACCCGCUCUUGCCGAUGAGCUCGUGCACGCAUAUUUUGCUCAAGUCAAUUCAGGCUAUCCGAUCGUUGAAGAGGAUUUGUUUAUGUCGCAGUACCGCAAUCGAGACCCGGCUGAUGCCCCUCCAAUUCUUCUUCUUCAAACUAUUCUACUCGUUGGAGCCCACGUUACUCGCCAGAAGGCCGAACGUGACGCGCUCAAAGAUAUUUUCUUUCGCCGGGCGAAGUGGUUAUUCGACAACAGGAUUGAACGAAACCGCGAUAUCUUGGUUCAGGCCGCACUCUUGUUGACAUGGCACUCAGAUGUGGCUGACGACGACGUGUCCGCUAAUGCACACUACUGGAUCGGAAUAGCUGCUAGGAUUGCCACAGGGCUGGGAAUGCAUCGUAAUCCUGUCGGUAGCAGAUUCGUUCCUCGAGAUCGCCGAAUGUGGAGGAGACUAUGGUACAUCCUCGUGCAAUUUGACGUGAUGGUAUCUUUGUCUUAUGGGCGACCACAAGCCAUCAACCUCGAGGACUCUGAUGUUUCCCCAUUGACGCCCUCAGAUUUUGAAGGCUGUGGUGCCCGUGUACAAACCGACUUCGUAAUCCACUUCUCUGAGCUGUGUACGAUGAUAUCGUACAUUGUUCGAGAGCGCUUUGGACUCAGAACCAGCGCUGAACGCCGCAAGGCCGCGCUCCUCGAGGCGGACGAAACGCUAGCGAAUUGGUCACUCAGGCUUCCAGACAGACUACGUCUAAGAGCUUCAGAUAUGGAUCCCUGGUCUGCCAUGCUUCAUCUCACCUACAAUAAUUUUUUAAUCCUCCUCCAUCGACCUCAUCCGAGAGCAUCAGCGUACUCGGAUGAUUACGGUCCACACGACGCCGAAAUUUGCAGCGCAGCUGCCGGAGUGAUAGCCUCUAUCUUCGAGGAGCUUCGUAUGCACGAUCGACUCAAAUUCCUCUGGUACUCUGGCGUACACACCCUGUUCACAGCAAUGAUCCAAGUGCGGGUUGAGCUCCGCUUUUCCAACCCAGUCCUCGCAAUCAACGCUCUUCGUCGCUUCGACUCGGCUUCGUACUCCCUCCGUGAAUUAGCACAGUAUUGGUCUCAUGCCAGCACCAUCCUACGGCUGUUUGAGGAAUCGAGACGACUCCAAGAAGAUCUACAGACUACGACCAGCGAAAGACCUCGUCGCUUCAGCAACAAUACCACGCAUAACAACACCUCGCACCAGAAGAACAAUUCCAGCAUGCCUCACUUGGCAAAUAUCAACAGCUCCACUACACCACCCAACACCACCAGCAUACCCCAUCCACAGCCAAACAGCCAACUAUCCUACGAUGUCCCCACCCCCGAUUCUACCUCCCACCCACACCCACACCCACAAACUAACCUGAGCCCUCAUAACCAUACCAAUGCCAUAGCAACCCAGCCAUUCAACACCUGGAUACCAUCCAACAACCUAACCCCGAUGGACACCGUCGACAACCAACGCGAAUCGCUCGACUGGCGCCAACUCUUCUUAUUCGCGGACCUAGAGGGUCCCGUUCUCCCUUCAGCCAUGGAGGGAAUUACCGAGCUGGAAGACGAAUGGCGCCAGAUAUACUGGCAGGAGACGCCCAUGUCAGACCUCCUGCAGGAUGGUGGGUGGAUGCAUGGGUAG
Aspergillus mulundensis is the source of this 3618-nucleotide messenger RNA. RefSeq lists its product as uncharacterized. Lineage: Eukaryota; Fungi; Ascomycota; Eurotiomycetes; Eurotiales; Aspergillaceae. Gene Ontology annotation, molecular function: DNA binding; zinc ion binding; DNA-binding transcription factor activity, RNA polymerase II-specific. Bases 1 to 3618 code for a protein of 1205 amino acids. Gene Ontology annotation, biological process: regulation of DNA-templated transcription; DNA-templated transcription. The transcript is spliced from 6 exons. The record is from RefSeq and is a predicted model, not a curated record.